GCCUCCUCAGGGAAGCAUCUGUGACUGUGCCUGAGAACAGGGUUUCCCAAAACCCCACCAAGAUGUCCUGUCAGCAAAGUCAGCAGCAGUGCCAGCCUCCUCCCAAAUGUCCUACUCCCAAAUGCCUCCCAAAGUGUCCUCCCAAGUGCCCAGCUCCCCCAAAGUGUCCUCCCAAGUGCCCAGCUCCAGUCUCUUCCUGCUGCAGCUCUAGCUCUGGGGGCUGCUGUGGCUCCAGCUCUGGGGGCUGCUGCAGCUCUGGGGGUGGAGGCUGCUGCCUGAGCCACCACAGGCCCCGCAGAUCUCUGCGACGCCGACACCAGAGCUCUGGCUGCUGCAGCAGUGGAGGCAGCAGUGGCUGCUGUGGCAGCAGUGGAGGCAGCAGUGGCUGCUGUGGCGGCAGUGGAGGCAGCAGUGGCUGCUGUGGCAGCAGUGGCAGUGGCAGUGGCCAGCAAUCUGGGGGCUCCAGUUGCUGCUCUGGAGGCUGCUGCUGAUCUGGGUCAUGAGAAGCACUGAAGAACAAGUUGACUUAGAGGGCAAAGGACUUAUUUCAGUCUACUAGAUGACCUCCUCCUCACUUUUGUCUGCUCUUCUAUGUCAAUCAAUUGAAUAAACAUGCAAGGUUUGCUUCUCAGAAGCAACCACCAACUCUG
Sciurus carolinensis (gray squirrel) is the source of this 650-nucleotide messenger RNA. RefSeq names its product late cornified envelope protein 2D-like. Gene Ontology annotation, biological process: epidermis development. The coding region runs from base 63 to 491 and encodes 142 amino acids. The record is from RefSeq and is a predicted model, not a curated record. NCBI's taxonomy places the organism in Eukaryota, Metazoa, Chordata, Mammalia, Rodentia, Sciuridae. The transcript is spliced from 2 exons.